Molecule: messenger RNA, 2180 nt
Organism: Daktulosphaira vitifoliae (grape phylloxera)
Lineage: Eukaryota; Metazoa; Arthropoda; Insecta; Hemiptera; Phylloxeridae
Exons: 4
Coding region: 459-1328 (289 amino acids)
Molecular function (GO): protein binding
Source: RefSeq, a predicted model, not a curated record
UACGUCUACCUCUCCUGUUGAUCCACAAUGGUUUCAGUAUUUGGUUGACGCUGUAUACUAUUGAACGAUUAGGUAAACGUCAUGUGUAGACACGAGGACGGGUACACGUGAGAGGAGACCUGACUUAAAACGCCCCUUAAACAAUUAAAUCCUGGCGUCGAUGACGAUAAUGGAUAAAAAAAGAUAAAUAAAUACAUAAAGAAUAACAAAAAAAUAAUAAUCAGACCCGGUUUAAGUCGUGUACGUGUCGGUUAUUGGUGAGAUCAAGUUUGUACAUUACUGUUUGCUACUUUCAAUGGUUGUGAAUUUUAUCAAGUAAUGUUUCACAGUAAAAAAAACUUGAUAGUUGCUUAAAGAUGGUUAAUGAAAUCACUUUUGUUUUAAGUUCAAAAAUGUUACUUGGUUUACAAAUAGCUAGUAGGUUUGUGUUUUAUCGAAUCUAAUGAAAAUCAAAACAGAUGGGACUUCGUAGUUCAUCACUUUCGAAAAAAAAUAACGAAUCGUUAACAUGGGUAUUGCACACAAAAAAUCCUUUUGUGGACAAUGGAAACAAGCAAUUAAAUAAAAUAAAUUCACUAAAUCUAGAAAUUCCUGAUUACCAAGAAAUUAACUACAAUGAUCAAAAAUCAUUAGUAAGACGAAGGUCGUACAAACAGUCAGAAAAGGUUUUAGACUGCAAAAAAACUGAACAUUCAUAUGGUUAUGGAAUAACGAACUUGGAUAAAUUCCUUUCAAGAUCAUCUAUUGACCACCCAGGUAAUAUACCAAUGGUGUUGUGUGCAAGUUGUCUAUUAUAUCAAACCCAACAUGAUGAUCAAUACCAAACCGAAGUCGCACUCCCUUUGGGAAUGGUCGUGAAUGCUGUAUUUAAGAAUACUGACUGGCUUUACGUACAAACCCCUCAUGCUGAAGAAGGAUAUGUUCCAUACAAGUGUUGCUUGCCAUUAAGUGUGAUACCUUCGCUAAUGGCUGACGAUAAAGUGCCUUGCUGGGAGACACAAUCGGAUGUGUUUCCACGUCCUGUAGGCGUUCGUAAAAAGUCUAUGAUAACAAAAGAUCAUCCUAAAAGAGAAUUCGAGUCAAAUAAAGCCAGGGAACUUAAUGGUCAAUCAUAUCAUGCUUCCACAAACAUUUUAUUAGUAGUCCGUCAAGAUUUUCAAGGUUCAUCAUUAAAUGGAACUCUGAGUGUAUCAAAAGGAGACAUCCUAACACUAGUCAAUGAUCAUAAAGAACCAUCUGGUUCACCAAGUGGAUGGUUUGUUGUUAAAAAUUCACAGAAUUUAAAAGGGUUAGUUCCUGCGUCAUUUGUUGGUUACGGUUAUUUAUAAUUUUUGUAAUUUACGAGUUAAUCUCAAUAACCAACAAAUAUCUACAAACACAAAAAAAUUACAUCUCCAGUGUCAUUUUUUGGUUUCUUAAUUUUAUUUAAUUUUAAUUCGUUUAAUGAUAUAAACAUAUUAGUUAACAUUUUUACUGAUAAAUAAAUAAAAUAAAUAUUAUUUUUGAUUGAUUUAUUAAACAUUAAUUCUUUUUUUUUGUCGUAAUUAUUUUUUAUUAUUUUUACGUGAUUAUCUUUAACGUUCUCUCAAAGAAUCUUUACUUGUAUUAGUGGGAACGGGAAAACUUGUAAGAUUUGGCGGUAUAGAUUCAACAUUAAUAUCUGAACGGCCAGUUAGGAGUUAAAACAAUAAUCAUAACUAUCACUAUAAUGAACACAUUUAAAUCUCUUGAGUUGAAAAAUAAUUAUAAUAACUUAUAAAGGUCACCUAUAGUUGAUUUCCCAAAAUACUGACAUAAGAGCUUAGAUCCUUAAAUAUUUAUGUAGUGUAACUUUUUUAGAAUAAUACCUCUUAUUUUUUCAUUAAAUAAUGUGUUUUUCAUAAAAAUGUACAAAUUCAAAUUUGAUUUAUUAUUAUAAUUUAUUAUUUUUAUUUUAAUAAAAUGUUGAGCACUGAUAACGAUAAUAUGUAUCUACUACUAAAACCCAAUUGAUUGUUAAAAUAUAAUUAUUUUAACAACUUUAUACAAUGUUAUACAUUGUAUAAAGAGGUGUCCUCAAUUUACCGACUUCAAAAUGCGAUGGUAUGUACACUUUGUUUUGUUCUAUGUAGUAAAUAUAAAAGUUAUAGUAAAUUUUGAAUGAUCUAGGUCAACCCCUUCAUAUUUCUCUAAUAGGUUGA